UCUGAGCCCUAAGAGUGAAAGUAAAAGUACCAGAAAAAAAAACUUCACCUCAUUAUUCUAAAAUCUGUGGAUUGCACACCAUCAGUCGUCCAACGGAUCACUCCAGAUCGUGUAACUCGACUGAGAUCUGACUUCAAAAUGACCCAAGUCUUUCCAGCAACUGUCCGAUUUUUUGUCAUGGUCCUUGGAAACACCGUGGAUUCCCACAAGACUUUUCUGAAUCAUCUGACAAUUUCACGAAAAUGUCGAGAAGUGAAUACGCUGAAUGACAGUGAUGUCAUCAUUGCUUUUGUCCCAGUUGUGUCUCGAGCUGGUACUGACAUUUCAGCUGCAAUGGAGAAGAUUCCUGAGGGUAAACCUGUCGUUCUCGUGGCGCUCCACCACACAUUUGAUCCAGAUUACAUCGCUCCAGACAGCAGACGCUGUGUAAACGAGGAAAAAGUGUUUGCUGUAGAUUGUCUCUAUCAUGAAGAUCAAGGGCUGCUGAGAUGCCUGCGCAAUGACGAUGCAAUCAGAGCCGUGAAGAAGCACCUGGGAAUUGUGGACCACUCUGAGGUGGAUCACAACAAUUACAGAUGGACAUUGGGUUGUAUUGCAGUUGUUGCAGCUACUGCUGUGGGUGGUGUUUUGGGUGGUGUUUUGGGUGGUGCUGUGGGUGGUGCUGUGGGUGGUGCUGUGGGUGGUGCUAUGGGUGUUGUAAUGAAGCGUAUGAUUUUUCCCAAGGUUAAAGAUCAUUGUACUGGCCACACUCCUCCUCUUUAAGUUCUCUUAAUUAAUGAUUUAAUUCAUGAAUAAAAAAACAUAACUGAAAGUGCAUGAGGUUUCAUCCUAGAGCUUUCGUCACAUGUAUAUCUAUAAUAUAAUGAUAUGCAGUAUAAUGCACUCAGUUUCAAGGGCUUUGGAUAAAUAGGUUUUAUGUCCAGCUAAAGACUGCAUGUGCUUUACACUGUGUGUUUGUAGAGUUUAGGGGAAAAAUCAUCAUCAGUAUAUAGAUUAAAAUACAAUGUUAUUAUAUGACAGUCUAUAGUAACAUAUUAGCUUAAUCAUCUCUCUCUUGAGCCUAAAUCUAUCAUUUGUUGCUUUGCGACAACUUAAAAAAAUACAGAACAGAUUUGUUUCCUCUCCUAACCUCACUGAGUGUCACUCUGGAUUGAAAUGUCCCAUGUGUGUGUGUGUGUGUGUGUGUGUGUGUGUGUGUGUAUUGUGUUUGUUUCAGUCCCUCAGCAUCGACAUGAAAUAAAAUCUGAUAUGACAGGUUGGAAAGAGGGACACAGUGUAAGAGAGAGAGAGAGAGAGAGAGAGAGAGAGAGAGAUUAAAUGGAAAACUUGAACAUAGUGUCACAUUUUACUUAUUUAAUGCUGACAGGAUGUUUAAAUUAACAUAUUUCAGUGGAAUUUAAAAAAAAAUGCUUUCUGACGUCACAAAUACAGGCCCAUUUCAUUGUUAAGGCAAGAACUACAAGUGAAUAGAGUAAUUUAAAAAAAAUUAUUUCUAUCUGAAUAGGGCUAUAGGGUUGCAGUACCGAUAUCCAGAUUUUUUCUUGAUUCUGAGAACUUGUACACAUAAAAAAAAAUUUUUUGGAUUGUGACGAUACCUCAACAUUUCCAUUUCAGUUUGCAUAUUUGAUUUAUUUCUGGAAGAUAGUGUAGUGUUUACAGGUCACAACGUUUUCUCCCAGUUUAAUCCGCUCAAUCUCACAAAAGCUACCAAUCCAGGAGAGUUUACAAAGCUGAUAAUUCACACUGCUCAGAUUCACAGCAUCCAUCAAGCAGUUCACUGUUAAGCAUGGUGUAGUAGCUUUUCUCAAUGUCUAUAAAUAUAUAAAGAAUUCUGAAGUACUGUUUGUCUGUGUGUGUUUGUGUUUGUUUGUGUGUGUGUAUGUGUAAGACUCUGUUGUGUAUUAACGUGUGUAAAAAUGUCUGCUGCAUGUGAAUAAAUUAAAAAAAAAAAAACAC
Pangasianodon hypophthalmus (striped catfish) is the source of this 1956-nucleotide messenger RNA. RefSeq lists its product as uncharacterized. NCBI's taxonomy places the organism in Eukaryota, Metazoa, Chordata, Actinopteri, Siluriformes, Pangasiidae. Bases 139 to 762 code for a protein of 207 amino acids. The record is from RefSeq and is a predicted model, not a curated record. The transcript has 4 exons.